Solenopsis invicta (red fire ant) is the source of this 1905-nucleotide messenger RNA. RefSeq lists its product as uncharacterized. The coding region runs from base 300 to 1832 and encodes 510 amino acids. The transcript is spliced from 9 exons. Lineage: Eukaryota; Metazoa; Arthropoda; Insecta; Hymenoptera; Formicidae. The record is from RefSeq and is a predicted model, not a curated record. Gene Ontology annotation, molecular function: oxidoreductase activity.
UUCUUAAAAUUGGAGCAAAAGAUCUUCAUAAUAUGUAAACAUAUGUUACAUGCUGUUUAGAUCACGUGAUAUUUAUCCUUUUGAUCUUUACAGUGAUAUAUAUACUAGUACAUACAGUGGAAAGAUCUAUAGAGCACUCUGUACUGUUACUAGUCUGUCAAAUCAAAGUGUCUUCUUUUCGCAAAUACGAGAUCAUUUUCGUCCGUUGUUAUUACCGUCGUACAAAGAUAAUAACGAUCGCAUAUGCAUAUUUCUUUUUUAAUAUUGUAAGAAACUAGUUAAUAAUCAAGAUCAAUAAAAUGUCUGAGCAAAUUGCAACUGUGCACCGAUAUUAUGAAGCCUUAGAAUAUAUUAAAUAUAAGAUCAACAGGCAGGAAGCAAUAGAAAAGAUAUCCACUUUACAUAGCGAAUUGGAAAUUAAGAAUGCUGAUAAUUUCGCAGAUAGAUUCUCCAAAACAGCGUCUAUAAUAGAAGAGAAUUUAACGAUUUUCAAAUCUGCUUGUGAUCAUGUGGAUGAAGUUACCAACCUUCUGGAAUACUUAUACAGUAUCAAUGCAAAAAUGAUGUUUAGUCACAAUGACUGCUCUUUGCAUGAUCUAAGUGUAAUAUAUAUGUUUAUUAUAUUCGAAGAUUAUUUCGAGCAAAUUCCAUCAUUUUUAAAAAUGGCCAUAAUUAAAGGUUCAUGCAUGGAAAAACAAGAACACCAAGAAUCUUAUAAAUCAUUAAUUUCAGAUAAAAUCAUUGAGAUGAUUGUGUUCCAAGAUUCAGAUUUAUGUGCAGUUAUUAGCUGUUUGAACAUUAAACCUUAUCUUCUGUUAAAAAUAAAGAAAAUUAUGGUUCAAGAAACAAUAAAAGAGAAAUUUAUAUGGCUCUUGGAACAAAAUUGUAAAUAUGUUUCAAUCAUGAAUUUGCCCAUUUAUACAUUUCGUUCAAAAGAAGAAUUACUUGAAUUUUUCUCAGAAGAUUUUCAAGUUUCUUUAGAUUACUCAAAUUUAAGUUUAAUGUCUAUAUGGUCAGAAGAUAUUACAGCUGCAAAAGCAUUAGCAAUGAAAUUAAACAAAACCAUUACAUUCAUAAAUGCAAACUUCGAGUUUUGUUAUGGUAUCGUAUUACCUUUCAAAGGCUUUUCUACUUUUGACUUGCUUCGAUCAGAUACUUAUGAUGAAGAAGCAUUUCAAACUUUUGGAGAUAAAAUAAAUUUAAACACGUGUACAGGUUCAGUUUAUUAUCUUUUUUAUGAUGGCAGAUGGCAAGAACCUGUAAAGAAAACAUAUUGGAAAUCCAAUGACAAUAUAUAUGCACAGGCAACAUGGGAAGAUUUUAACAGAUGCACAACGUCUGCUAUAAAAGCAAACAAAGAUUGGAGAAUUUUGCCUUUGAAUUCUAAACUAAAGAUCUUGACGACUCUUGUACAUACAUUACAAUGCAAUGGUAAAUUUCUGUUAGCAACACAUGUGGCAGAAUGGAUAAGACAUUCAAAUGUACUUGAAGAUAUAUUAUGUUGCUAUCAAGAUGAAAAAUUUGAGAUAAGCAGCUUUCACACAACAAAAGGCGUUAUUUCUCUUAUGCAUAAAGAUGAAAAUGUAUUGUUUAGUUAUCUAACGCUAUCUUUACUUCUUAACAAUUGUGUUGUUGUACUAUGUAAUGAAACUUCAAGUAUUUUAGCACCGUAUUUUAACAUGUUUUCAACAGCUGGGAUACCUCCAGGUGUUGUAAAUUUGUUAUUAAAUAAAAAUAUGCACAAAUCUCAACAAGACGAGUCAAAAAUGUUACUAAGUAACGUAUACACGCAUUGUACUUUAUUGAAGCAAAUUGUACUCCCUCUUAAAUAAUUUUAAUAAUAUAUUAAGCUUUUUUGUAAUAUUUGAUUAUAUAUGCAUAUAAGUAAACCAAAUUUCAAUUUAU